AUGCCCACGUUAGUGCCCGGAUAUCAUGAAAGGGAUACGCCUAGGAUUGUGUGGGACUGCGGCGAAAUGGCUAACUCUAAGACUGAGUAUGUAAGGGCUCCCACUUGUGCUUCUGGUUCCGAAAUUAUCUACGCCUGGGCUAUGGACGCACCGGCACUUGUACUCCCAGAAGGCGUAGGCUUUAAAGUCGGUGGCGAUACGGGUGUUAACUAUUUGGUCCUUCAGGUCCAUUACGCCAAUGUCGACAAGUUCUUGAACGGAGCUUUCGAUAAUUCUGGGAUUAUUUUGAAGCUUUUACCCCAAAAUACACAAAAAGUCAAUAAAAGGGCCGGAGUUUUGCUAUUAGGCACCGGAGGAAUGGUUCCAAAUAAAUCUAUUGAACAUAUGGAGACGGCGUGUAUGAUAGACGAGCCCUUAGAGUUGCAUCCCUUUGCAUUCCGUACGCAUACCCAUAAACUGGGGAAAGUUGUCUCUGGCUUUCGAAUCACACCCGACGGUCGAUGGACUCUCGUUGGACGACAUAAUCCACUGAAACCACAGAUGUUUUAUCCGGUGAAAGACAAGGAGUUUGUGAUUCGCGAGAACGACGUGAUGGCCGCCCGGUGCACAAUGGAUAACUUCUUGGACCAUAUCGUGCGCAUAGGCUCUACCGGUGACGACGAGAUGUGCAACUUUUAUAUGAUGUAUUACGUGGACGGCGACCGCAUUCUCGAAAAGAAAUACUGCUUCAGUCCCGGCCCUCCUUUCUAUUACUGGCAGUCGGACCCCAUUAUACCCAACGAUGGAUUUGUUCCCAAAGCUAUUGAUAUCGAAGCGAGUCGUCUGAGUGAAGACGAACUAUAAGUUGUUAUUACAAUCAUAUUGUGGCAGACAAUAGGUCUUAUGCUUUCAUUUUCAAACACACAGUCUUUUUAUUGUCUUGUUUUAUACCGUAUUUAUAUAUGAAUUCUAUUUACUUUUUAUUACUUUUAUUUAUUUUAAAUGAGUAUAUUUUUCAUAAAUUAUAAAUCAUAAUUGAUUUGUUGAUUUUCCAUAGCUUUACAUAAGAGUUAUUGUCUGUCAUUUUGCCACCGAUUGUUCAAUUACUUCAAUCAUAGCUGACAUUCUCUGGUAUUUGUUAUGUUUUUUUGUGCCAAUAAUUGUUUGAUUCUUAUAUUAUUUAUUGAUUUUAAGAGAUGUUUCGAGCAUUUAUUUAAGCGCUUAUGUGUUUGCGAUAAUCGUUUGUCAGUCUAAUCCAUGUCGUUAAUCUUAGCAAUCAUUAUUUCCAAACCAUUCGUUUCUUUUGAAUUUGAUAUUUAAAAACAAAGCAAUUAUAAAAAUAAUUUGUAAGAAAUGCUCCAAAUAUGUCAUUCAAUGCAAUUUCAAACACACGAGCGUUUAAAUGAGUGCUUAUAUCAUGUGAUGACUCUAGUCUUAUAAACAAACUUAAAUCCAAUUGAAAUCUAAAAAUGUUUUUUAAACGUAUUUAAAAAGAGCUCUUUUAUAACAAAGAAUCUGAUGAUUGUAUGGAUCGGUAUUUUCUGAACGGUUUUAAAGCUCACUAUUUUUGUCUGUCAAUCAUUUGUCCUAAAAGUAACCAAUUUUUGGUAUAAAUAUCGAGAAAACAAUCUUUUCGUUGAAAGUGUUUAUGAGAGACGAUAGGAAGAGAUAUUGUUUACGGAAUAGUAUUUAAAAAGCGUUAAAAUUAAUGAAAUUUUAUUAAAUAUUCCUUUUCACACUAUAAUGUCAUUACAAAAGUUAUUAAGAAUUUAAUUUCAAUUUUAUUGAAUCGUUUGUAUUAAACCAAAUAAAUUAAUAAUUUACGCCAUUUUAUUAACAAUUGUUGAGUGAAGUGAAGACAACUGAGUCGUCCAUUUGUCUAAAGCGUUAUAACGGGCGGCGCUAUUCGUACUUCUAUUCAGUUCCAGCACUUGGUUUACCUGAUCUAUACGGCCCUCAAUUGUACUGUAAUUCAAUGUUUUGUUUUAUAUUAUUAUUUAGUUAUAUUUCAAAUAAAAUUAUUUUAUUUAUUCACAAA
This is a messenger RNA of Oppiella nova, 2017 nucleotides long. The record is from the annotation of a GenBank genome assembly. Lineage: Eukaryota; Metazoa; Arthropoda; Arachnida; Sarcoptiformes; Oppiidae.